AAUUGAUUUGUAGUAUUUCACAUUAUUAGUAAUGUAUUGAUCUCUUCCUCGUGUAGAUGUAUUCAAUAGAUUUACAGAGGAUGAUGGGAAGUUCCAGCAAUCUCUUAUGGGAGAUGCUAAAUGUAUACUGAGCUUGUAUGAAGCCGCUCACUUGGGAACAACGACAGAUUAUGUAUUGGACGAAGCAUUGAGGUUCACAUCGAACCACUUGAACUCUUUAUUGGCAGGCGGGACUUGCCGGCCUCAUAUGUUAAGGCUUAUAAGAAACACGCUUUAUUUACCUCAACGGUGGAACAUGGAAGCAGUAAUUGCAAGGGAAUACAUUACGUUCUACGAACAAGAAAAAGAUCACGACAAGAUGCUACUCAGAUUAGCCAAGCUCAAUUUCAAGUUAUUGCAGCUGCAUUACAUCAAAGAACUGAAAACUUUUAUUAAAUGGUGGAUGGAGCUAGACCUUACAUCUAAGUGGCCAAGUCAAUUUAGAGAGCAGAUCGUGGAGGCUUGGCUAGCAGGAUUGAUGAUGUAUUACGAACCUCAAUUUUCAGGUGGGAGGGUUAUUGCGGCUAAGUUUAACUACCUCCUUACUAUUUUAGAUGAUGCUUGCGAUCACUAUUUCUCCAUUCCUGAGCUUACAAGACUCGUAGAUUGUGUGGAAAGAUGGAGUCCUGAUGGCAUUCACACACUACAAGAUAUAUCACGAAUUCUCUUCAAACUCGCGUUGGAUGUUUUCGAUGAUAUCGAAAGAGGAGUGAGGUCUGAAGGAUGUUCAUACUACUUGAAGGAGAUGUUAGAAGAGCUCAAGAUACUUGUGAGAGCAAACCUUGAUCUUGUCAAAUGGGCACAAGGAAUUCAGGUGCCUAGCUUUGAAGAACAUGUAGAGGUUGGUGGGAUAGCACUUACCACAUAUGCAACGUUAAUGUACUCUUUUGUCGGAAUGGGAGAGACUGUCGGGAAGGAAGCUUAUGAGUGGGUAAGAUCCAGACCAAGACUAAUCAAAUCUCUAGCUGCAAAGGGUCGUCUGAUGGACGAUAUAACUGAUUUUGAGAGCGACAUGAGUAAUGGGUUUGCUGCAAAUGCGAUCAACUAUUAUAUGAAGCAAUUCGUAGUUUCCAAAGAAGAAGCUAUUCUAGAGUGUCAAAAAAUGGUGGCAGACAUCAAUAAGACAGUAAAUGAGGAGCUACUAAUGACAACAAGCGUGCCACGUCGAGUUCUCAAGCAAGCACUCAAUUUUGGACGCUUAUUGGAACUCCUCUACACCAAGUCCGAUGAUAUAUACAAUUGUAGUGAAGGAAAACUCAAGGAGUAUAUAGUCACCUUACUCAUAGAUCCCAUACAUCUUUGAAGAGUUUGAAUUGUAUGGUUUAUGAAUGAAUAAGAAGAUCUUUUUAUGUUGCUUACAGUAAAUGCAACGAUAUUUU
Arabidopsis arenosa is the source of this 1418-nucleotide messenger RNA. The record is from the annotation of a GenBank genome assembly. NCBI's taxonomy places the organism in Eukaryota, Viridiplantae, Streptophyta, Magnoliopsida, Brassicales, Brassicaceae.